This is a messenger RNA of Corylus avellana, 1155 nucleotides long. RefSeq names its product dynein light chain 1, cytoplasmic. The record is from RefSeq and is a predicted model, not a curated record. Gene Ontology annotation, molecular function: dynein intermediate chain binding. Gene Ontology annotation, biological process: microtubule-based process. Gene Ontology annotation, cellular component: cytoplasmic dynein complex. NCBI's taxonomy places the organism in Eukaryota, Viridiplantae, Streptophyta, Magnoliopsida, Fagales, Betulaceae.
CUUGUAGGAUAUGGACAAAAUAUAAAUAAAUAAAUAAAAAUCAAACAUUUUUCAUUAAUCUAGGUGAGGUAAGCCGAAUCCAUUUGGUUUUCAUGCGAUACGAGUACUGGGUGUGUCAGUUGGUUCUUUAAUCUUUUUUCUCUUUUCAAUCAUACCUUUUGCAGAAACUUUUUGAGGCCUUUUCCCUAUUUAAAUAUGUCAAAUCAGAGGGGCAUCCCCUAAUUUUUAGCUGGAGAGCUUUCAGUGGGAUCUGGCUUCGAUGCAGUGUAAAAAAUUCACAGCAAUCUGCUGUAACCUCUAGUUAUUUGGACGGUUCAGAUUCAGUCUUGUUUUUCAAAACAAAACUCUCGGAAACACACGACACUCUUUUAUUGUCACAUGUGACAUGUCUCUCAAACGUACCAAAACACUCGCACACAGACAAACAACACACGCGCGUCACCCAUCCAGUCAAAGUUCAAACAUUUCUAAUUCCCACUUCCUUCUCUUCUCUUCUCUUCUCUCUCUCUCUCUCUCUCACAGCGCGCACACACAAAUGGAGAGGCCAGAGGCAGAGGAUGAAAGAAGAAGACGAGGGACAGUGGCAAAGAUGCCAAAGAAUAAGGGAAAGGAGGUGCUACACCCACCACCACGGCGCAAGUGGGCUUUGCCACCACUAGCAUUGGCUCCAUCCAACGAGGUGAGGCUGGCAGCCAUAGCCGUUGAUUUGAACGUCCGGCUGAGAUCGGCCGAGAUGCCUUCUUUGAUGCAAGAGCGUGCCUUCCGGUACACCAGAGCACUCCUCGACGCUAAUCCCGACCAGAAGCCCAGUCCAACGCGCCUUGCCAUGUGCCUCAAGAAGGAAUUUGAUGCAGUGUAUGGUCUGGCAUGGCACUGCAUUGCUGGGAAGAGUUUUGGAUCUUUCGUGACUCACUCCUCGGGUGGAUUUGUAUAUUUCUCCGUUGGCAAUCUCUCCUUUCUUCUCUUCAAGACCGUGGUUCGACCAACCAAGUCUCCUGUGUUACUGAAACUUACCAGUAAUGCAUAAUAUUUAUUUAUUUAUUUUGUCUAAUUUAGCGAAUACUUCAGUCCUGCAUGUUAAAUUUACGUUCAGAGCUGUUUCCGUUCUUAGAAUAACUCAUCAGAGUUUGCAUAAUAGGAUUUGCUAAUUUAAUA